AGCCGACCUCGGGGAGCCCGGCCCCACCCGGCCUGGCGGAGCAAUGAGCUUCUUCGGCUUCGGGCAGAGCGUGGAGGUGGAGAUCCUGCUGAACGAUGCGGAGAGUAGGAAGCGAGCGGAGCACAAGACGGAGGACGGGAAGAAGGAGAAGUAUUUCCUUUUCUACGACGGGGAGACCGUCUCCGGGAAGGUGAGCCUCGCGCUAAAGAACCCCAACAAGCGGCUGGAGCACCAGGGCAUCAAGAUCGAAUUCAUUGGGCAGAUUGAACUCUAUUAUGACCGUGGGAAUCACCAUGAGUUUGUGUCCCUGGUAAAGGACUUGGCUCGGCCUGGAGAGAUCACCCAGUCUCAGGCCUUCGACUUUGAAUUCACCCACGUGGAGAAGCCGUAUGAGUCCUACACAGGGCAGAAUGUAAAGCUACGCUAUUUCCUCCGGGCCACCAUUAGCCGCCGCCUCAACGAUGUUGUCAAGGAGAUGGACAUUGUGGUGCACACACUGAGCACGUACCCAGAGCUGAAUUCAUCCAUCAAAAUGGAGGUUGGGAUUGAGGACUGCCUGCACAUUGAGUUUGAGUACAAUAAAUCCAAAUACCACUUGAAAGACGUCAUUGUAGGGAAGAUAUACUUCCUGCUGGUGAGAAUCAAAAUCAAGCACAUGGAGAUAGACAUCAUCAAAAGGGAAACGACAGGCACUGGCCCCAAUGUUUACCACGAGAAUGACACCAUAGCCAAGUACGAAAUCAUGGAUGGGGCGCCAGUGCGGGGAGAAUCUAUCCCGAUCCGGCUCUUCCUGGCAGGGUACGAGCUCACACCCACGAUGCGGGACAUAAACAAGAAGUUCUCCGUGCGCUAUUACCUCAACCUGGUGCUGAUUGAUGAGGAGGAGCGGCGCUACUUCAAGCAGCAGGAAGUGGUGUUAUGGCGGAAGGGCGACAUUGUACGGAAGAGCAUGUCCCACCAGGCAGCCAUUGCCUCUCAGCGCUUCGAGGGCACAGCCUCCCUGGGUGAGGUGCGGACCCCCAGCCAGCUAUCUGACAACAACAGCAGGCAGUAGGCCACUGGGCCAGGAAGCUGCGGGGCUUCCCCCCAGCACCCACAUCUACCAAACACCAGCAGCUGAGAGAGGGGAAGGAUGGUGUGAGGCUCAGCUGACCAUUAUUUGCAACCUGAAAAAAAAUCAUGUUUUUGACUUAAAUUCUUUUCUCUGAAGAACUAAAGGGGCUUGGGUUGGGAAGCAGUCUCCUUGGGAUUCUGCAGCGGAUGCGAGGAUAGGGAGAGGAAGCAUCAUGGAAGCUAGUUCUGGGGAAGAAGAGCCCUCCUCCUGAGCUGCUUUUGUGUCUCAGAGGAGACCCAGGGCCAUGCAGCCUUGGCUUCUGGCUCUGAGUUUCUUGACAUAGGAUCUGAGCAGGUCCCUGGGAUUUGGAGCGGCCAGCAGGGCCCUAGGCAGUCACAUUUCAUACUCCCCUUGGCCAUCCCUGAGGUAGUCCCAAGAGGAGAGGCCCUGUCCUGUCCUAAAUGGGGUGGAGGGACCUCAAGAUCAGGAAGCUACCUCUCUGGGAGUCUCGGACAUGAUGCUUUGGAGUUUCCACAGUCAUCUUCUCUCUGGCCUGUCACUGCUGGGACCCAGGUGCCUGCCUUCCCCACCUGCUGUGGCUUGUCACGAACAUCCCAGGACAGAAGCUGAUGGAACAGCUGGGGGCUGACUGGCUCCUCAUCCAAGAGAGCUACCUGGGUCCAGAAAAGCCCUGGGGUCAGUGUCAUGCAUGGAUGGCGAAGAGGUUCAGCCACUAAGGAAGGAGGACUCAAGCAUGGCAACUGUCUCCCUUUGAGUUUGACUCUACUUGGUAGUCUGAGGUCUGGGCCCUUCUAGGGUAUUACUGUAAGUAAUCCAGCAAGCUCCAAGCAAGAGCUUCUGUUCUCUUUAAGAUGUUCUGGGAAGGGGCCAGGAUUCUUUUCCUCCCUAAGACUGGACCCUUCUUCACUCCUUGUCUCCCAUUUAAUUUCUAGGAAUUAGGGCUUGGUUUUAAGCACUUGUAAAUUUUGUCCUUACCCCUACUUUAAACCUGUUCACCUCUCUACCUGUAAGUUAUGGGAGGGAGAUGGGAACCCCAGCAGAGGAUUCAAUUACCACAAUUUCCAGAUAAUUUUGCUUGCCAAAUUACAUCUCAUUUUCAGCAGUUCACCCCAUUUAGGACCACUGAUUUUUUUAUUGUUUAAAAAUAUGAAAACUUUUGCAGAUGUUAUUACACUAGAGGACAGUUUUCCCUUGUUGCUCUGUGCUUGGGCCUAUACUGUAGUAGUAUUUACUAUCUUUUCUGCCUCAUCUGGGAGGAAUUACUCUAUUGGCUCCCUUCCCUUUAUACAAAGCCCAAUCAGACCCACUGGCCAGUCGGUACAGUAUCUGGUCCUUUCAAGUUUUUGGUAAUUUGGAAAGUAGAAGUAUUGGUUCCUGUCUCCUGUUUCAGUUAGUGUAGAAAAUGGAGACUUCUCUUUUCAUCAGAAAUCAGGGCAAGCCUGGGCCUUCCCUGGGCCAGCUCCUGGAUCAGAGUGAGACUGGAGUGAAAGACACUUGAGGGAUACAUGUAUUUGAUUGGGAGCAGCAGAUCCAAGGUAAAUUUGUUCCCCUGUGCCAGACCUGGAGUUCAAGUGUGACACACAAUCCCAGUGGAGCAGGGUCAGCCAUCCAACUGCCCUUGGACUACCAAGGCUGGAACUUAAUACAUCCAUGAAAGGCAGGUUCUGUGUCCUUUUUUCAUAGCAAGAGAAUGGGCUCCAGUGUGCCUCCUUUUUUUUGGUAUUGGGGAUCAAACUUGGGACCUUCUGCUUGCGAGGCAGGCACCGGCACCACUGAGCUAAAUCCCAGGCCCUGGCAUACCUCCUUUUAAUAGGCAGUGUUCUAACUAGAAAGCGUUUGUCAGUUCCUCUGCCUCCCAACUGACAACAGAAAUUCAUUUCCCAACUUUCCUAACAUCUUUUCUUCUUGGAGAACUAGAAGGUAGAAUUUGCUUUGAUUAUCUCAGGAGCUGUGAACAAGCCAGGUCUUUUUUUCUGACUAUCCCUGUUCUUUCUCCUCUAUCAACUGUGAAAGUGAGGGGGAGGGUCCUGCCCCUUCCUUUAAGGUCCUCAGACCUAGGAGCACGUUAGGUACUAAACCAAACAGUGCAACCUGUAAACAAGCAGCUGCAGUGUUUACAUGUUUCUUAAUGUGUUGUCUUUUCAAUAGCUGUAUUUUAAAAAAACACUUGUUUUAAUGAUCUAAUUAAAGGACACCCUGUGGCUUUGGAGGCAUCAUGCCGUGGUUCA
Molecule: messenger RNA, 3303 nt
Organism: Heterocephalus glaber (naked mole-rat)
Lineage: Eukaryota; Metazoa; Chordata; Mammalia; Rodentia; Bathyergidae
Gene: Vps26b
Product: VPS26 retromer complex component B
Biological process (GO): intracellular protein transport
Source: RefSeq, a predicted model, not a curated record